This is a messenger RNA of Impatiens glandulifera, 1245 nucleotides long. RefSeq names its product cytochrome P450 81Q32-like. Bases 1 to 1245 code for a protein of 414 amino acids. The transcript is spliced from 3 exons. Gene Ontology annotation, molecular function: heme binding; oxidoreductase activity, acting on paired donors, with incorporation or reduction of molecular oxygen; monooxygenase activity. The record is from RefSeq and is a predicted model, not a curated record. NCBI's taxonomy places the organism in Eukaryota, Viridiplantae, Streptophyta, Magnoliopsida, Ericales, Balsaminaceae.
AUGAUCUCCGGAGAUUAUUUGACAUAUAAUUAUACUACUCCGGUUACUGCUCCUUACGGUGAACUUUGGCGUAUAUUACGCCGAUUGACUGCACUCGAUGUAUCCUCGCCGGGUAGAGUUGCGGCGUUUUCCGACAUCCGGCGAAAUGAAAUCCGGCUGCUUAUGAACCGGAUUAUGAAAAGAUGUGACGGUGAAGGUGGCACGGCGACGUUGGAUAUGAAAGAGAUGUUUAUUGAGCUUUGUUUUAAUACCCUCUCUAUGACCAUUGCCGGUAAAAGGUAUUACGGGGAUGACGUGGCAGACAUCGAAGAGGCGAGAAUGGCCCAAUUUAUAAUGAAAGAGAUGCUUAGGUUAAGUGGAAAUACUAACAUGGCCGACUUUUUGCCAUUCUUGAGGUGGGCUGAUUUUCAAGGACUCGAAAAGAAAUUUUCUAAAUUCAAGGACCAAAUGGACAAUUUCUUACAAGGUUUAGUUGACUAUUGUCGACAAAAUAUGAGAUCCGGCUUAGACAAUGCUCGCACUAACCCUACAUUAAUUGAGCACAUGCUUACCCUCCAAAAAGAAGAACCAAAACUAUAUUCCGACCAACAAAUUAAGGCGGUUUCAUUGGUUUUAUUGGUGGCGGUGACCGAUACAUUGUCAAUAACUCUAGAGUGGGCUUUAUCGCUUCUUCUUAAUCAUCCAAUAAUAAUGAAAAAGGUCGAAUCCGAGAUAAAUGCUAACAUCCCUCCAAACCGAUUAUUAACCGAAGAAGAUUUGCCCAAUCUUCCUUACCUAAAUAAUGUGGUUAUCGAAACCCUUAGAUUAUAUCCCCCGUUACCCUUCUUACUACCCCAUGCAGCUGACGUUGAUUGUACUGUAGCGGGUUUUGAUGUGCCACGUGGCACUAUGUUAUUGGUUAAUUUAUGGGGCCUUCAUAGGGACCCGAAAUUAUGGGAUGGACCGGACAAUUUCGUCCCUGAAAGGCACGAAAUAAAGAAUAAAAUAGGUGAGAAGAAAAGUUCUUGUAAUAAUAUGAUUCCAUUUGGAGUUGGGAGAAGGGGAUGUCCCGGGAUUGGAAUGGCUCAUCGAGUAAUUGGAUUGGGUCUUGGAAGCUUAAUCCAAGUGUUUCAAUGGAAAAGAGUUGAUGAAGAGAAGAUUGAUAUGUCAGAAUUGUCGGGCAUGAAUUUACCAAAGGCCCAACCAUUAUUGGCUAUUUGCAAACCUAGGCCAAUGAUUAUUGGAUUUUCUAUGGUACCUUCUUAA